This is a messenger RNA of Closterium sp. Naga37s-1, 573 nucleotides long. Lineage: Eukaryota; Viridiplantae; Streptophyta; Zygnematophyceae; Desmidiales; Closteriaceae. The record is from the annotation of a GenBank genome assembly.
AUGUCGCCUCCUUGUCACCUCCCCGUCGCCUCGUCGACGCGUCCCCUCCCCGUCGCCUCCGCAUCGUGUCCCCACCCCGUCACCUCCCCGUCGCGCCCCCUCCCAGUCGCCUCCCCGCCACGUCCCCUCCCCGUCACCUCCCCGUCGCCUCCCCGUUGCGUCCCCUCCCUAUCGCCUUCCCGUCGCCUCCCCUUCCCCUCCCCGUUGCCUUCCCGUCGCCUCCCCGCCACCUCCCGUCGCCUUCCCGCCACGUCCCCGUUCCUCCCCCGUUGCCUCCGGUCCCCUUUCCGUAGCCUCCCCGUUGCCAGCUCGUCCCCUCCCCGUCGACUCCUCAACCGCCCAGUACCGCACUCAACCGCAAUAGACUACCCGUGCUACCCGUACUACCCAUGCUACCCGUGCUACCCGUGCUUCUCCGUGCUACCCGUGCUACCCCCCGUGCUACCCAUGCUACCCAUGCUACCCGUGCUACCCAAGCUACUCGUACUACCCGUGCUACCAGUGGUGUACGUACUACCCGUGCUAGAAGGCCCCGUGGCCCCCCAACUAGAAGGCCCCGCGGCCCCCAGCUAG